GACACCUGCAAGUUUCAUUUCAAGUCACAACAUGUCCCCGACUUCCCUCUGCUGGCAUAUCGCAUUUCAAUACCAGGUUUUCUUUUAACCGAUACCCCCAACAUCGAGCACAUUUGCGCAGGGAGAGCCAGGAGACCAGCAGCGAAAUCCCGCAGUUGCAAGUUUUUACGGAGCUGGGGAUCGUAUCACCCCCCGGUCCUCACCAACACAGCGCCACCGAGUUUGUUACGGGUACGGGUACGGGUACGCCACAGUUCCUACAGUUAAUGGGGGGGAACCGAACCCAAACCAAGGAAUUCAAGUAUCACAGCAAGAACAAGCCAGCUUAAUGACAUUGAAGAGCUUACAGUUAAAAAAAAAAAUUUAAAAAAACUCCUCAUACACCCGUCCUUUCGGAAGGUGGCCCUUAAAUUGCUUCACCUUCUCGAAUCUAAAUAUAAGGUUAAGGAUACUGGAUAACCUGGCUUGAGCAGGUUCAGAAAUUGAUGGGCUUCCAUUGGAUACGAACACCUGAUGGGAUCAAUCAUCUUGUCUUGUAGCUCACAUUUGGUAGAACUCGAUGACUCUUUCUCGUCAGCCCGCACAUUUCUAGAAUAAUUCCUCCCAGUCUUCGGGCUGGGCCCAAUUCUGAUACCGAGGAGUGGUCUAGGAAUAUAAGGUUCUGUAAUCUCAGGGCAGGCAUGGUCGAUACAAAGGCCACUAGUUAGGGAGGGUAAGCAAGUGCAGGAUCGGAUUUAGUCUAGCAGUUUCUUAACGAACUACCCGGUGACACACCAGGGCCCUAGUAGCACAACCUUCAUCAGUGCGCACAACCUCGCCCUUCCAGACCCAAUCAACCUCAUGCCUAUAGCCAUGAACGCCUUCGUGCAAAGCAUAAGCCGUUCCAGCAAUAUUUUGGCCAAGUCCCGGAAAUUUUGCGAUAGAGUACAUUGGAAGCUUCAGGAAUAUCACUCCUUCUUACAGAAGAUGUGUCUCUCAACCACUCAAACGCCAGGAGCCUCCAGCAAACUUCCAACCAAGGCCGCUCCUCUUACGCACGGCAGCCGAGCAUGCACGCAUAUUAGAGACGAGCAAAUGGAGGUAGAAUGACCGGAGUACUAAAGAUCUGUAUGCUACUUGAACUGACUGGACAAAGAAAUGCAAGACCGAGAAGAAAAGAUAGCAAAGUAAACCCAGUCGUAUCAUGUCAAUCGAUAAAACCCCUCAGAAAAGUCGCACCCUCCAUAUGGCCCCUUAUUAAAUGUGCAUAAUCCUAGGCGUCCCUUUCACAUAAACUUGUGUAUGCGAUUCUAGGCGUGCAUCACGUACGGGCCGCGCAACCCAUCCCUCAAACCUCCUAGAUAUAAACCGGGGACAGUCGUAGAAACUCCAUCCCCUUGAUUCUCCAAUCUCCAAACCAAUAAUCCCGAACCAAAGUUCCUGUCAUAUGUGCCAUGUCUAUCCCUCCCCCCUGGAUAAUGGGUGGCUUCGAGAAACCCCGCUGGGAGGCAGAAGACUCCCGCCCAAAGCAACUGCUCCGCCGGGUGUUUGGUGCUUUCAAACGCACGUCCCCUUCUAUGCCUCCUCCCUUCCAUCCAUUCAAGACUAACUCCUCUCAGAAAAACGCCCCGAUAGCCCUGAAUAUAUAGCCACCAUUUCCCAUAGUCCCGUAUCAGAGCCAAUAGUAUUCCCACGACCAGCGCUCCUCCCUCCGUGGAGUUACUCUGACUCAGACGCCCUCCCAUAUGCCCCCCUCCCAGGCCCCAAUUCAACAAUGAUAGUCCGCAAGUCCCGAGGAAGGGUCGGAGUCAGCUGCUCUCCAACGGAGCCGCUUCUCUCUUUAAAAGAUAUAGAGAUCGCUUCCAACGCAAAAAUUUACUUGGAGACUUACUUUGACCGAAUACUAGCUUCGCAAUCUCCACGAUCACUACGGAGAAGAUCUGUUGAGAGGCUGAUAAAGGAAUUGAGUUUAGGAUCGACAGAAGCAGCCACGUGCUGGGAAGAGUGGAGGGCUAAGGAAACAGAAUACCUUCGGCGGUGUCGGACCAGGCUUCAUAUCGGAGACUUCGAUACCCUGAGAAUAAUCGGCAAAGGCUCCUUCGGUUGUGUGAAGCUUGCCCGUAUGGAAAAUGGGAAAGGCGGUGUUUUCGCCCUAAAGAUUGUUCAGAAAGGCCUCCAGCUCAAGCAAGGACAGGAGGCCCAUCUCCGUGCCGAGAGGGAUUUACUCGUUGCCGGUGAAGGGAGCAGGUGGAUUGUGCCCCUUGUAGCAAGUUUCCAAGAUGAUGAGAAUCUAUACCUUGCGAUGGAGUAUAUGAUAGGCGGAGACUUUCUCGGACUCUUAAUGGAGAAGGGGACGCUGAGUGAGGAGAUGGCAAGGUUCUAUGUCGCGGAGAUGGUGCUCUGUAUUGAAGAGGUGCAUAAGCUUGGCUUUAUCCAUCGGGAUGUGAAACCAGGUUUGCUCCCCUGCUACCACUUAUUCUUGCCAUAUCGCUAACCCCAAGAAGACAAUUUCUGUAUAACGGCCUCUGGGCAUCUGAAAAUCUGUGAUUUCGGUUUAGCUUUUUCGGGGCAUUGGGCACACGACGGUGCGUAUUUCGAGCAGCAGCGGUGGGGAUUGGUCAAGAAAACACAAGUAAGUGUGGUUGGGGAUACAAUUGAUAAAAGAACAGGCAACGCCCUGGCGAGAGCAUUGAGCGCCACAACUGCGACCGUACCGCACGGGGAGAGAGUCCUUAGCUGGAGGAAUAAGAAUGGGCGGAGGAGAAUGGCGAGGAGCAUUGUUGGAACUUAUCAGUACAUGGUAGGUCAAUGAUCGACAAUGUAGGUGUCUGGCCCUAAGAUUGCGCAGGCCCCGGAGAUCGUCCGAGAAGAAGCGUAUGACGCUAGAUGUGACUGGUGGAGUCUCGGGGUGAUUAUUUGUGAGGUGCGAACAUAUGCUCUAAUAAUAUGGGAAAGCCUAAUGAUCGCAGAUCCUAUUUGGAUACACACCAUUCUACGCUGAGAAUAGAGAGGAGUCUAAAAUCAAAGUAUCGGUGGGUCUCAUCAACCCCAAGUAACCUCCAAAUGCUGACAAGCCCAGAAUUGGAGGGACCACUUAGUACUCGAUCCAACUACCCACCUGUCCAAGAAAAUGGAAACCCUCAUCCGCUCCCUCAUUUGCGAGAGAGAAGGCCGCCUCGGAUCCAUAGCCUACCGCAUCAAUGACGCAAGUGACUGCCUGCCCAACUACGUCUACCCAAACGAUGCGGAAGAGAUUAGAGCACAUCCCUUUUUUGCCGUGGUGAACUGGAGAACUUUGCAUAUGCAGAUACCCCCGUUCGUGCCCAGCGGACUACUCGACGAGGCGGAUACCAAGUACUUUACCGAGAGCUUCAACAGCAGGAGCACCAGCGGCGAGUCUUCCGACGCGGUCCCGCAAGUUCGCGCGAGGGAUAUGUUACUCCGGGAUAGCAAGUGCGGGGAGAAGAUAUUAGAGGCCAGGAAGAGAGGGGCAUUCCUAGGGUAUACCUAUGUGAGACCUGGCAAUGUGAGGGUUAGGAAGGGUUUGCUUGCGUACUAUGAUAGUGCACGACGGAAUUAACUGUUUCCCCGUUUUUUGAUUGAGUGAGAUGUGUAUUUUCGAAAAAGCAGAAUAAAGAUUACGAUACUCGUGUGUCGGGUCCUAGGAGAGGUUUAAUGAUAACAAUACUGAGAGAUGCCGCACCAAGUG
Messenger RNA from Tuber aestivum (summer truffle), 3688 nucleotides. The record is from the annotation of a GenBank genome assembly. Lineage: Eukaryota; Fungi; Ascomycota; Pezizomycetes; Pezizales; Tuberaceae.